AUGGAGACCAAGCAGGACGCGCUGAUGGACAUCAUUCGCGCCAUUAUUGGGCCCAAUGACGCUUCGCGUGAGCGCAUUCUCGCGCUACUACAACAGGCGGGCAACGACCCGAACAAGGCCGUGGACUUAUAUUUCCAGUCAGAGGCGGCCAAUGGCGUUGCAUUUAAAUUAAAUGACGUGGAAGGCUCGGACGAUGAGGAGGAUGGAGACGACGUAACAUGGGCACAGAAGAACGCACGGGAAGCCGUGGCUAUUGCCGAGAGGCCACGUGAAUGGACGUCUAAAGCCGAGGAGCUGAGUGGACUUUUGGGUGGAGACGUGAAGCGCGACCUUAUCUUGGAUCUACUCUAUCGAACCAAUAACGAUUUGCAACAAGCGGUAGAAGUUUAUUUCUCAGAGAACGGAGCAGAUGCAGAGUUUAACGAAGGAAGUGACGACGAUGAAGACGAUGAAACUGCUACUGCUGCCAAGAAGCCACUGCCGCCUACACCUAAAAGCUGUGUGGAGAACGGGACGGAUCUGCCGCCAUCACCUUCGACGAUGUCGAGAACAAUCUUGCGGCCGUCGGGCGCGACGAAGCCUCCUCAAUCGCCGUCUCACUCGUCAUCAGCACUACCGCAAACUGCGUCAGUGGUGACGUCGACCGCGUCACACCCGUUGACUCCACUGUCUUCGCCAUCUUUGAUCGAUAGACAGGCCACAGAUGCAAUGGCGCCUGCUUCUACGGCUGAAGAGGAAUCACUAUAUGGACUUGGAACAUACGAGGUGGUGAUGUCCAACAGCAACUUCCGCUGGCAGAUUGGCAACGUUUUUGGCCGUGCAGUUGUCCAGCAAGUGCAACCUGGUGGACCUGCAGCACUUGCUGGCAUCCAGAAAGCUGACGUACUGCUGGCAUUUCGUGAAACUGUGCUGAAUGAGGAAAAUUGUGCUGCUAUAGUGCAGCAACUAUCUAAGGAGCGAGUGCUUGUUCCAUCUACGCUUCGUUUUCGGCGUGCGUCAGACUCUCAUAACCCUCAGCACGCUGUUCCGAAAGCUAAUGGGGUACCCCUCAUUGGACCGGCGUCUGCUUCUGCUAUAUCCCCUGCGCGAGACGGUGAUGGUGAUGUGGUAAUGACGUUAGUGGAUGACGCGGCUGCGAAUCAUUCCGUACAACCGAAAUAUGGACUCCAAAUGCUGUGCCAGGCUGUGGAGUCCAUUCAAGAUGCGGUUGCGGGGCCUUCAGCUGUGGAACCCAAGGUUUUGGUGGAUUUGCUGUUGAAUUCAGAAUUUAGCCUGGACCGCGCAGUGAACACCUUUUUGACUGAAGGCCGUAUUGUCAGUGACUUUCGCGGAAUUAUCGGUUGUGAUCGAAACUCAGAGCAUCCAGUUUCGACGGCCAUGGGUGCUAACGAGCCCUACGAUGCGUUCAUUCCAGCAGGCCCGCUUGGACUUACUGUUGAGAAUAUACUAGAGCGAACGAUUGUUGUGGACAUAAAAUCUGGAGGUGCUGCUGAGCGUGCGAAUGUCAAACGCUCUAGCUGGCUCGUUGGUCUGAAUGGCCAGCGAGUCACGCAUUUGACUCAUAAGGAGACAUUGCGUUUGAUUGAGACCGCUGUCCGACCAUUGCAGCUUCAACUUGUUGUUGUUCCGCCCGAUGAGUACAAGGCUCUCCGGAGACAAUUGUCAAUGAAUAUUCGUCAACAGAAAACGGAGCGUCCGAUCCCGGAGCAGGACCGAAUGUCGUUUCGUGUUUUCCAGAUUAAAAUUCAUCAGGGAGUACUGGUCUUCCCGAAGCUUGUGACUAAAGCCCUAUUCCAUUACCUUAGCACAGAGGAAUAUCACCCUCCGACAAUGAAUCCGCAUUAUCCGAAUCCGCUUGAGGAGCUAUUACCGGCAGAUGAGGCUUGGGACGCUGCAAUACUGGACGAUAUUGAAACCAUGGAGGAGGAGCGUUCCGGUGAGAUGUGCGCCGAACGCCGGUUUUUGCUGAACCUGUUUGCAUCUAUUCACGACUAUGAUGAUAAGGGUGAAAGCACCGUCAUUCGGACUAUCCAGUUUCUUGGUUGGCUUGCGGUCCGCGCGGCACGAAUGCAGCAAUUUGUGGAUGCAAAAGAAUCAAGAUCAAGUGAUGGUGACCGAGUUACCAAACGCCGUCCUUAUGAAUUAUUAUUUGCGGUGGUGCUGCAUGUAUUUGAAAGUUUAUCGAUCAUUGAAAAUCAUGCUACAUGGGAUGUCAUGGUGAACGCGUUGAAGAUGCUGAUGUUGUCACUGACGGAUGUUGACGUAGGUAAGAUACUGGUGCCGAUGUUCGCCCGACUUAGCAUUAGUUCAAGCCCCACAGCACGAAUUGUACCUGUGGCGCUUCUGCCGAUGGUCUAUCCACAUGUACGUGGAGAUGUACGUGUUCAGCUCCGUGGUAUGCUGGAUCGCAUGUGCAACGACGACAACCCAUUGGUUCGUCGCGCUGUCACUUCAGUCAUUGGCGACCUGGCUACAGCGGGUGGUUCUUCCGUGGCUAGUUGGACGGUUCAACUGCUAGAAAAGUCCACAGCAGAUAGCCACGACAUUGUUCGUAUUUUCGCUGUGAAAGGCUGCAUCACGCUAGCCACCACAUUGCGCCGUUUACUACUGGAAGACAACAGUAUUUUGCACAAGGAAGCUGAACAGAAACUACAUUUACUGUAUUGUCAAAUGGUGCCGAUGGUGAACACAUACACAUCAGACUCGUCUUGGCAAGUGCGACUAGAAAUAGCGCGUACUUUGCCUGCUUUCUGCAGAGCGUUCGGUUCGGAAUACACUGACGUGUUUGUCGACCAUUUUGUGUCGAUAGUUGGUGAUCCUACUGUAGAAGUUCGCCGUGCCUGCGCUGAAGGUGCUUAUCGUCUAGGUGACGCCUUGCGCGACUUAGCUGCGAAACAAACGCCUGGUUUACAGCCAGAAGGUAGUGCACCACAAGAAGAAAAUAACAAGUCGAGUGAUGCGGCUUCGGUCAAGGACUCUGAAUUUGUGGUUGCUGCUCAAGUCAAGUAUGUGCGCAGCGUGUUGCCUGCAACAUACCCUCUUUCAACCGAUGUGUCCGUGGCUGUAAGACUAGCAUUGGCUCAGUCUGUUGGUCGCUCGCUGCAGUUCAUCGCCAGAAACUACUACGAUGAGCUGAUCCCGAUUUUUACCCAGUUCUUAGACGAUAGCCAAGAUGCUACUGUGCGUGCGUCGCUCUUAGAAGAGAUGGCACGCUACUGUGACGGCUCGUCAGAAACUGUGACGGCUCUGAUUUUUCCGGCCAUCCAGGCUCUACGUACCUCACUACAGUGGCGAGUGCGUGUUAAGUUUGUUCAUUGUGUGGCUGCGUGGGCUGAGCGUGAAGAUGGUGCAGCACUUCCUGGAGACUUUGCUGAUGCGUGUUUAGAGUUACUUGGCGAUGCAGUUUAUGAAGUCCGUGCAGUGGUGUGCGAAAAGCUUCAUUCUCUUGGGAAGUCGUUAGGUAGUGAGUGGGUGGUCGAAAAGUGUGUGCCUCGUGUGUCUGUGUGCCUCCACUCUACGUUCCAUGGACGGCUCACUGGGUUGAUGGCAGUGGAGCUUCUUGCACCAGAGCUACAGCAGAUGGGUACAUUAGGGAACGUGAUCGAGACCGUGGUGGAGCAGUGCACGUCUAAAACAGCAAACUUGCGUUUUCGUGCAUUGCGAACGCUGGGGCUACUGGUUCCGAGACUGAACGACGUAAGCACAACGGAAAAUACUCUAGAGAUCAUUCGUCCUUUGACCCUCGCCGAGACGGAACCUGAUCCGGACGUACGCGAAGUUGCUGAAGCUACACAGGUGCUGCUGGAGGCUGCUCUGAACCUGUGA
This is a messenger RNA of Peronospora farinosa, 3825 nucleotides long. The record is from the annotation of a GenBank genome assembly. NCBI's taxonomy places the organism in Eukaryota, Oomycota, Peronosporomycetes, Peronosporales, Peronosporaceae.